AUCCACUUCCUCAGUGCCAUCUGGAGGGGGAAGCUAACUGUGCCAGAAAAUCAAUAGCUACACUGUGUGCAUUCUGGGAGUUUGCCAGAGUGAGGAAUUGUGACUCACGUAAAGCUGUGUGGUAUUCCACAUGUUCCUCUUGAAUUUGUAAACUGACAUGUGACAUAACAUUGUCUGUAAUCCAAUUUUUAUUAACCACAUCUGUGCCCUGAUCAGAUUACAUAUGUAGCCAUUUUAUGUCUGUCAGUUAUGAAAACUGGAAAUUUGUAGCUAUUGCACAGUAGUGUAGUCUAGUGAUUCAUGUAGUGAUGUGUGUAAUGUGAUGCACACUGUUAUGGUAGGUAAGGGUGCUUCAUACAUAAUUAGCAUUCUCCAGUGAACGGGUGGGAGUGCUUACUGUGCAAUCAUGAUAGACCAGGACAUGGCUGGUGCCCAGGACACCAUCUACCUUUGCAACUUUCGUGUUUCUGUGGAUGGCGAGUGGCUGUGCCUCAAAGAGCUUCAGGAUGUUGAAUUCAGCGUUCCUGAUUCUUCCCAACCAUCUACUCCUUCUCCUGAUGGUCCUUUACCUCUCCUAGCACGAGAUCCUGUUAUGAUUGAAAGAAGCAACUUGUUGAACAUAUCAAAACUAAUUGUGAAAGAAUUGAUUGAAACAUCACUUAAAUAUGGAAGAAUGCUUGACUCUGAUCAUAUGCCUCUUCAACACUUUUUCAUUGUGUUAGAACAUGUAUUAAGGCAUGGGCUGAAGCCAAAGAAGGGCCUCCUUGGACCAAAGAAAGAGCUCUGGGAUGUUUUGCAGUGCGUUGAAAAAUAUACUGUGGAAGCACAGGAUAUUACAUCAAGCGUACGAGAUCUUCCUACUGUUAGGACGCAUAUGGGAAGAGCUCGUGCUUGGCUGCGAUUAGCCUUAAUGCAGAAGAAACUUGCAGAUUAUUUGAAAAUUCUCAUAGACCACAAAGAUGAUCUGCUGUCUGAGUAUUUUGAGCCUGAUGCUUUGAUGAUGAGUGAAGAAGCCAUUGUUAUUAUUGGACUGCUUGUGGGGCUGAAUGUUAUAGACUGCAAUUUAUGCGUGAAGGAAGAGGAUUUAGAUUGUCAGCAAGGUGUGAUAGAUUUUUCAUUGUAUCUGCGUUCCUCAAAUCACACACCUGAGGGUUCUCCAGAAGAUGAGCUGGACCAAGACAACAUGACUACAGUUCUCGAUCAGAAAAAUUACAUAGAAGAGCUUAAUAGGCAUCUUAAUGCCACAGUAACAAAUCUUCAGGCAAAAGUUGAAGCAUUAACAACAACAAAUGCAUUGAUGAAGGAAGAUCUUGCUAUUGCAAAAAACAACCUCUUAACGCUUUAUGAGGAAAAUGAAAAUCUCAAGAAAGAGCUUGGACUUGAUUCCAACUCGGAGCGAAUGGACGAAGGAGGAGGAGAACAAAAUCUGCCAGCUCAAAAUAAGAAGACCGAACAGUCAGCAGAAGUGGAAGAUCUGAAACAGCAACUGGAAAAUGAGAGAAAAUUGAGGCAGGAGGCUGAAAAGGAACUGAAUUUACAGAUAAGCUUGAAAGCUGAAAUGGAAGUUGCAAUGAAGCUUCUAGAAAAAGAUAUACAUGAGAAGCAGGAUACUAUAGUUUCUCUACGCAGGCAGCUGGAUGAUAUUAAACUUAUUAACCUAGAAAUGUAUAAGAAGUUGCAGGAGUGUGAAAGCUCACUUAAACACAAAACUGAACUAAAGAACAAGUUGGAAGCAAAGAACGUAGCCAUGUCUGAAACAAUACAAACGAUGGAGGAAAACAUGAAGAGGACUGAACAAGAGAAAAACAGUGCUGAAGAAUCCCUGCGUAAACUGGGACAGCAGCUAAUGGAGAAGGAUGUUAAGACAAUGAGUGUUGAAGGAGAUCUAAAAAUUGAAAGGGAAUGGCGAACAUCUCUUCAAGAAACUAUGGUUAAGGACAGAGAUAAGAUCUCACAAUUGAAUCAGGAACUUGCACAGCUGAGAGCUGUUGCUUCUAAACAUAUGGCUCUGCAACAAGAGCAUUACUCACUCCAGGAGCAGUGUCGUGAACAUGAAUUAGCUUUGGAAGAAAUUGGAGGAGAACUACGGCGUGCUAAGCUCCAACUUGAUGAACUGCGUGAAGAAGCAGCAGUAGGAGCAGGACUGGGGCGUGCACCUGAUGCAACCUGGGCACCCGACAAAGAAGCGACUUCCUGUCGUGCCUGCUCUCGAGAAUUUAGCAUCAAACGUCGUAAGCACCACUGCCGUAACUGUGGAGAAAUUUUUUGUAACAAGUGCUCAGAUAAUGCAAUGAUGCUACCCUCUUCAGCAAAGCCUGUGCGAGUAUGUGAUGAAUGCCAUGUUUACCUUGUUGGACGCUAUUCGGUGUGCAACUGAGGACCAGAUACGUAGCCAUUGCUAUGUACAUAAUAUGUAUUGCUUCUAAAGGAGCUUUAUGUAUAUAUAUAUGAAUUACAGAUUAUUUGAAGAGUUACAUUAAGGAGGUUAUAGUGUCUGUUAUAACUGUGAUAUAUUUUGUGAAAUUAUUUAUACAAAUAAGCAGAUUUAUUUUUGCCACUCUUGUCAAUGUUAUAAUAAAAACAGUGUGUUCUGUAAUAUAAAUUGUCAAAUGUGCAUUUCAUCAGUGAAACUGAUACUGUUUGCUUAGCACAACGAAAAUCUUAUUUUGUAUGAAAUGUAUAUUUUAGAGUGAACCAAAGUAAGGACAACAACAAAAAAUUAUCACAAAAAAUGUAUGUAUGCUGUAAUAUAUUUAAACUUUUGAAGUUGUUUUUAUGGCUUUUCACAUAAGUUUUUACUUAACAACAGUUGUUUCAAGUGGCUGAAGCUUUAAUUGUCAUUCAUUCAUUCAUUCAUUCAUUCAUUCCAUUCAUUAAUUCAUUAGUUUUAUAGGUUACAUAUUGUUUUCUGUAACACUGUGUCUAGUGGCCUUCAUUGUACUUUAGUCUUAUACACUAAAGAUCUGAAAAGUCGCCACUUGAAAGUUUUUAAUCUUGAAUGUAAUCUUUUUUUAUGAAUCCAUUUAUGUAUAUUAUAUACACAGACCAGAUCUGUGAAGUAUCAAAAGUAUCUCUUGUUUCAUAAGUGGCUAUCUUUCAUAUUUAAAAAAUUACCUUGGAUCAUAAAAAAUGAAAUUUCCAAGUAGAGAAGUAAGAUAACAUGUAUAAACAUGAACCUCUGUUUGUUUUCACAUUCCAGAAAAGUUAAUCUUUUGCAGGAGUAAUUGAAGCAGGUCUGGCAGCAAUAGAAAUCCUCACUUGAGACAUUUUUUUUCAGUCACUGCUAUUCAUUCCAUGGAAAUGUGCAGUACUUAAUUUGUUGUCAAGUGUGUAGUGAAGAACUCAUCCACAUUCACAACCAACAUUUUAAGUUGGUAUACUUACACAGGGGAGUGGAGGAGGAUGUAUUUGUGUUCUCUGUUUGUCAUAAUGUUCUGGUAUUUAACAUAUAAAUUAAUUUAGAAUAUUUUCUUUAUUGUGUCAUACAACAUGUGUUCUUGCCUCAACUAUGUUUUCAAGAUCUGGUUUGAUCAGAGUAUUUUAUGUUCUGUUCUUGUACUUACUUCUUUAAAGAAAAGACAACUUCUGUAAGCAGUUAUGACUUUUGUCUCAAAUCAAACAUUUUCAUGCUAUAAAAGUGUUUCAUAUUAUUUGAACAACUGCUAAACAGACAAGGUAAUUGCAGUGAAUGAAGUAAUUGGAAUGCAGCUAUGAAAACACCCAGAAAUGUAUUUGCAUUACACACUGGUCAAGAUCAUGAUCUCAAAUAUUAUACAUUCACUUCCAUUUCUAGUAUCAGUGUGUUGCUGAAUAGGUUUUAAUUGUCAGUGUAGCUGACAUGUGAAGGGUGCUGAAAUAAUUGUAUUUUCACCAUCAUUUUGCUAACCUGUAGUGGAGAUGAAUGACUGAACGUCACUUUGUACAUCUACAUCUGCAUGACUACUCUGCAAUCCACACUUAAGAGCUCGGUAGAGGGUUCGUCGAACCACUUUCAUGCUAUUUCUCUGCAGUUUUACUCUCAAAUAUUACAUGGGAAAAAUGAACACCUAAAUCUUUCUGUGCAAGCUCUAAUUAAUCUUAUUUUAUUACAGUGGUUAUUUCCCUGUAUGUAAGUGGAACUCAACAAAAUAUUUUUGCAUUCGGUGGAGAAAAUUAGUGAUCAAAGUUUCAUGAAGAGAUCUCAUCACAAUGAAAAGUGCCUUUGUUUUAUUGAUCACUAUCCCCAACUUGUGCAUAAUAUCUGUACACCCUUUCCCCUGUUUCACAAUAAUACAAAAUGAGCUGCACUUUGUUGAACUUUUCCGAUGUCCCAAUGUCCUCCAUCAAUCUUAUCGGGUAAGGGUCACUUAGAGUCUAGCAGUACUCCAGAAGAGAAUUGGCAGGCAUAGUGCAGGCAGACUCUUUAGUGGAUUUGCAGCAUAACAAAUAUGUCAUCUAAAUUAUUUAGGAUUUGAUUUUGAUCUCCUGAUUGACUUCUAGGUGGUACACGACAAUGUCAUAUGCAAACAAUCCAAGAGAUCUGCUCAGAUUGUGUGCUGAGUUGUUUAUAUAAAUUAGUAACAGCAAAGAGCUGUUUAACCUGCUUGGAGAAUGUGUUUCACUUGAUGACUUUAUUAGAUACUAUGAACUGUGACCUUUCCGAUAGGAAAUUGUGAAUCCAGUCUUCCAUCUGGAACAAAAUUUGAUAGGCACUCAAUCUGAUUAGAAGCAGCUUGUGAAAAAUGGUAUCAAAAGCCUUCUGGAAAUUAAGAUCCAGUUGAGAUCCUCCAUCAAGUACACUCAUUACUUCAGAUGAAUAAAAAGCCUGUUGUAUCACAGAGGAAUGAUAUUUUCUGAAUCUGUUUCUGUGUCAAUAGACCAUUUUCUUGGGGUAUUUCAUAAUGUUGAAAAACAGUAUAUGAUCCAAAAUUGCACUGUAAAUUGAUGUCAAUGUUGUUGAUCUAUAAUUCAGCAGAUUACUUUUGUUUCCUUUCUUGUGUAUUGGUGCAAUCUGUGCAGCUUACCAGUCUUUGAGUACGGAUCUUUUGUUGAGCGUGCAGAUGUAUAUGGUUGCUAAAUGUGGCUCUGAUUACAUCAGGAGUAAAAAGAAAAUAUCACACUUCUAACACUUACAGUUUGUGCAAACUUUUGACUGAAAUAAAAUGAUGUACAGUA
Molecule: messenger RNA, 5154 nt
Organism: Schistocerca gregaria
Lineage: Eukaryota; Metazoa; Arthropoda; Insecta; Orthoptera; Acrididae
Product: RUN and FYVE domain-containing protein 2
Exons: 11
Coding region: 407-2377 (656 amino acids)
Cellular component (GO): cytoplasm
Molecular function (GO): metal ion binding
Source: RefSeq, a predicted model, not a curated record